GACACGUUAUUUUGCAUUUGGAAGCAUUUUUCCUAUAUGUGUACUCUAGUAGGCUCUUGAAAUUUGUUGACAAAUAGCUACUUGAAGAAUCAGGCAAAAGUCAUAGAGGGGAAAACAGGGCCUUUUUGGACGAGUGUCGUGGAAUGGCACUCUGGAUAGAGGCGUUUGCCCAACUGCUGUUUCUCGUGUUGGCAUGGGACCCGAGCGCACACGGAGCGGCACCACAAGAUGUAAAACACGAGGUGUGGUUACAGCAAUAUGGCUACCUGCCGCCAGGUGACCUGCGGACACAUGCUGCCCGCUCCCCUUACUCCAUCACCACGGCCAUCACAGCCAUGCAGAGAUUCUACGGCCUGACCAUCACCGGCUCUAUCGACAAUAACACUUUAGAGGCGAUGAAGCGGCCGCGCUGUGGAGUUCCAGACAAGUUUGGCACUGUGCUGAAGAGCAACCUGAGAAAGAAGCGCUAUGCUAUCCAGGGCCUGAAAUGGGACAAGACCGAUCUCACCUAUUGUAUACAGAACUACACCCCUAAGGUGGGGGAGUAUGAGACCAAUGAGGCUAUCAGGAAGGCCUUCAAGGUGUGGGAGAAUGUGACCCCUCUACGCUUCAGGGAGAUCCCCUACAGUCACAUACGGGACAAGGUGGUGGACAUGGCAGACAUCAUGCUCUUCUUCGGUGAGGGUUUCCAUGGCGAUGCCAGUCCCUUCGAUGGCGAGGGGGGCUUCUUGGCACACGCCUACUUCCCCGGUAACGGCAUAGGGGGAGACACUCACUUUGACUCUGCAGAGCCCUGGACGGUCGGCAACAGUGAUCUGUCAGGCAAUGAUGUGUUCCUGGUGUCGGUACAUGAGCUGGGUCAUGCUCUUGGCCUGGAGCACUCCAACGACCCCUCUGCAAUCAUGGCUCCAUUCUACCAGUGGAUGGACACCGAGAACUUCCAGCUGCCUGAAGAUGACCUCAGGGGAAUACAGCAAAUCUAUGGGGGUAGAUCAGGUGGUGGCCCUCGCCCUCCUCCACCUACCCCACGCUCCCCUCACCACCCACCCAAACCCACUCACACCCCAUACAACCCUGGCUUUGGUCCUGACAUCUGUGAGGGACACUUUGACACCAUCGCCAUCCUCCGAGGAGAAAUGUUUGUGUUCAAGGAUAAGUGGUUCUGGAGAGUCCGUAACAACGCGGUUCUGGAUGGGUACCCAAUGCCAAUAGGCCAUUUCUGGAGGGGCCUGCCGUCAAACAUCAAUGCUGCUUAUGAAAGGGAUGAUGGCAAUUUUGUAUUUUUCAAAGGAGACAGGCACUGGGUUUUCAAGGAGUCUCUUCUGGAGGAUGGCUACCCCAAGCCUCUGAAGGAGAUUGGAAGUGGUCUACCCAAAGACAAAAUAGACGCUGCUCUCUUCUACACCCCCACCGGCAAGACAUACUUCUUCAGAGGACACAAGUACUAUCGAUACAAUGAGGACUCACGCUCUGUGGACCCUGAAUACCCCAAACCCCUCAGUGUGUGGCAGGGCGUCCCAGACAAUAUUAAAGCUGGCAUCAUGAGCAGAGACCAAGAACACACCUACUUCUACAAAGCCAAUAAGUAUUGGAAGUUCAACAACCAGAAGCUUCGUGUUGAGCCUGGAUACCCCAAGUCUGCUCUUAAGGACUGGAUGGGCUGUCCAGAGGAGGACCCCAAGACCGACGGAGGGAGAGGGGGUGGAGGACAAGACCGGGAAGACAGAAAGGAGGAUAGAGACGAGACGGAGGUGAUCAUCAUCGAGGAGGAGGGAGGAUCUGGCGUGGUGGCGGCGGUGGUGGUUCCCCUCAUGCUGCUGGGGUGUGUGAUCCUCACUCUGGGGGCACUGCUGUUCUUUCGCAGGUACGGCACCCCACGCCGUCUACUCUACUGUCAACGCUCACUACUGGACAAGGUGUAGAGGGGAGGAGAGGGAGAGAGAAGGAACGAGAGGAGGUUGAAGAGUUGAGAGGGACUGUAUAGGAGAGAAAAGAGCAAACAGAGGGAAAUGCGAGUGGAGAUGAGGGAGAAAUAUGAGAGAACUAAAGUCAAAGGGAUCUGUAGACUGUGAGCGAAGGUUAGCCAGAGCAAGAUAUAUUUGUUAGCUGUAGCUUAGAUAUUCCUUACCGGGGCCAACUUAAAUAUGGAAUAGAUUCCUUUUGCUCUUUCACUCCCACUCUAUUCCUCUAUUUCUGCCCCCUCUUCUGUUCUCUCAUUGUGGUUGUUGACGCCAGCUCAUCGCUGUUUGUUUAGCAUUUUUAAAUUUCGUUUUUCAGUUGUUUUUCAGUCGUCAGUGUUUGUGUCCUGGUAAAUUUCAGCUUUAUUUGAACAUAAUUAUGUUCAGUGCCUCCAUCCAUCCAUUCCAGCACCUAUUGUGUUAAAGAAUACAACCAGCGUCAUGUGAUGUUCUGCUCCAUGUUAGUAGAGUAUGCUAGAUUCUGUCAAAGCCAUUCACCUAUUAAGUGUUGCCUCAUAUACAGUAUCUCAGUUAUAUCACAUGAACUAUGAUAAACACUGAGUUUACCAAACAUUAGGAACACCUUCCUAAUAUUGAGUUGCACCCUCCCCCUUUUGC
This is a messenger RNA of Salvelinus namaycush (lake trout), 2576 nucleotides long. RefSeq names its product matrix metalloproteinase-14-like. Gene Ontology annotation, molecular function: zinc ion binding; metalloendopeptidase activity. Gene Ontology annotation, cellular component: extracellular matrix. NCBI's taxonomy places the organism in Eukaryota, Metazoa, Chordata, Actinopteri, Salmoniformes, Salmonidae. Bases 144 to 1922 code for a protein of 592 amino acids. The transcript has 10 exons. The record is from RefSeq and is a predicted model, not a curated record. Gene Ontology annotation, biological process: collagen catabolic process; skeletal system development; zymogen activation.